UUUCGUUUUUGUUCUUGUGCCUAGUGCCAUCUUUACUUUCUCCCCACUCUUGCAAGGAGACCGAGGAAAAGCCCUAACCAAGGACAAAACGAAGAAGAAGGAAUCGAAACGUUUCGAUCAUGAGUCGCGGCAGUGGAGGUGGAUACGAUCGUCACAUCACGAUCUUCUCUCCGGAAGGUCGUCUUUUCCAAGUCGAGUAUGCUUUUAAGGCCGUUAAGGCAGCGGGGAUCACCUCAAUAGGUGUGAAGGGGAAGGAUUCAGUCUGUGUUGUGACUCAGAAGAAGGUCCCGGACAAACUUUUGGAUCAAACAAGCGUAACACACCUUUUCCCUAUUACUAAGUACCUUGGCUUACUAGCAACUGGCAUGACAGCUGAUGCAAGGACCCUGGUCCAACAAGCCAGAAAUGAAGCAGCUGAGUUUCGCUUCAGAUAUGGCUAUGAAAUGCCUGUGGACGUAUUGGCUAAAUGGAUUGCAGACAAAUCACAAGUCUAUACGCAGCAUGCUUAUAUGCGACCGCUUGGAGUAGUUGCGAUGGUUUUGGGUAUUGAUGAUGAGUUUGGACCUCGACUAUACAAGUGUGACCCAGCUGGUCAUUUCUUCGGACACAAGGCCACAAGUGCUGGAUUGAAAGAACAGGAGGCUAUUAAUUUUCUGGAGAAGAAAAUGAAGAAUGACCCCGCAUUUACUUAUGAGGAGACUGUGCAGACUGCAAUUUCUGCCUUGCAAUCGGUUCUACAGGAAGAUUUCAAGGCCAAUGAGAUUGAGGUCGGGGUUGUGAGGCAGGACAAUCCGGUGUUUAGAGUGUUGUCCACAGAGGAAAUUGACGAGCACUUGACUGCUAUAAGCGAGCGUGAUUGAGUCGUCACAUAUCUCCAUACUCAUUGGAGGACAACUUGGAAUGUGAUACAAUCAUACAAUGCUUCGAUGCGUUUAUUUUUAUUUUUUCUCAUGUUUCCGAAGUUGUUUUCAACUGUUAAUGGAUUUCUUAGAGCUAGUUGCUGGGAUAAUCUAUUUUGCUCUCGUUACUUUAAUUUAGCAGGAUCUAAAUUUACAUCGACACUGGAUGCUUCUAUCAUCCAUAAUCAAUAUCUAUGAUCUCAUGAUAUAAA
Messenger RNA from Morus notabilis, 1111 nucleotides. Its product is annotated as proteasome subunit alpha type-6. Gene Ontology annotation, biological process: ubiquitin-dependent protein catabolic process. NCBI's taxonomy places the organism in Eukaryota, Viridiplantae, Streptophyta, Magnoliopsida, Rosales, Moraceae. The coding region runs from base 120 to 860 and encodes 246 amino acids. Gene Ontology annotation, cellular component: nucleus; proteasome core complex; proteasome core complex, alpha-subunit complex. The record is from RefSeq and is a predicted model, not a curated record. The transcript is spliced from 9 exons.